Corythoichthys intestinalis (scribbled pipefish) is the source of this 2717-nucleotide messenger RNA. RefSeq lists its product as uncharacterized. Gene Ontology annotation, biological process: regulation of transcription by RNA polymerase II. Gene Ontology annotation, molecular function: chromatin insulator sequence binding. The coding region runs from base 462 to 2276 and encodes 604 amino acids. Gene Ontology annotation, cellular component: chromosome. The record is from RefSeq and is a predicted model, not a curated record. Lineage: Eukaryota; Metazoa; Chordata; Actinopteri; Syngnathiformes; Syngnathidae. The transcript is spliced from 2 exons.
CAAUGUGAACGUGAAAAUGCAAGCAUCACAAACCAUUUGCAUAAAGCGAAAAUAGUUCUAAGAGCAACAAUUAUUCCCGAAGUAAAUCAUGUUAUGCAAAUAAAAGUGAGUUGUGCGUGACUCCUGAGUCGUAGCCUUUCUUCAGAGGUUAAAAACAACUUCUCUGGAGCCAUCUUCUUGAAGAAAGGAUCUCUGAUCAUUCCGGCCUGUUAUCAGGAAGCGGUAAACUAGCAACGAGCUGCAUCUUUGGGAACCUAAAUUACUCACUCUGGGUUGUCAACAAACGUCAUCAAUGGCUCGGUGCAGUUAAAAGAUGGAGAACCUGUACAGAAAUGAAUGUGCAGCUUUGAAGGACACAUUUGGUUGGUGCUUCUUGAGAGACUGAAGGCUUUUGCUUCUAACACCUCAUGGAAAUUAGUUUUGGGAGUGUUUGGAUAGUUUUUCUUCAUCUCUCAUAAGUGAUGCCUUCAGCACAUGGACCACAUCAUUUCAUCAUGGAAAGACAGAAAGCAAUGAAUAGUGUAUCUUCAACACAAUAUGGUGGCGAUCCAUGUACCUUCAUCUGCACCGAGUGUGGCGAAGGGUUCACUCAUUACGCUCAAGUGUUAGCCCACAUGACCAUUCAUGGACCUUUGGAAUCAUUUUCCUUUGAUGGCUCAUCGAACGGAUUUGAAGUCCCUCGAGAAUACGUGCUGCAAGAAAAUGGCACACUUGCAGUUUUAAAUGGCUAUUCAGUGUCUCUUUCCCCUGUGAAACCACCAUCGCCUGGAGUACAGCCAACUAUCACACCCGCUGCUAAACCGUUGUCUCCUGAUCCAAAGCCGCAGUCCAUUCCAGAACCAAUUAUCCCGAAGCCGUUGGAUUUGAAAAAUGCAAAGAAAAACCAUCCCCAGGUCGAUUACCGUUGUGAAAUAUGUAGUAAAUCAUUCAACAGUUUGCAAAGUUUACAUUGUCACCAUCAAUAUAGAAACACAGAGCAAAACUACAGGUGUACUUUGUGCUGCAAGAUUUUUGAAGGUCGACAAGCGCUGGAAACGCACCUCCAUGAACAUGCACGAGACCGGUUCCAUUCCUGUAGGUAUUGUGGAAAGCGAUUCAUCAAAGCAUUUGCUUUGGUUGCUCAUCAAAAAGAAAAUCACACAACCGUCACUGUUGGAAAUUCAGAGAACAAUGAGGAAAACAAGUUACCCAAAAUGUAUUCAUGUCGGAAAUGUAAGUUAAAUUUCUUUUGGAUGUCAGAUUUUCAGACUCACGCACAACACUAUUGCAAAGGUAAAGCAUCUAAUGCUACAUUUGCGGCGGAAAAUGAAGUGAAUUCGAAAGAUAAUGAUGACGGACGACAUGAAAACUGUUACAGUAAUGGUAACUUCACUGACCUUAAGAAUGGUGAUGAAAGGAGCAAUAAAAUGACGAGCAAUGUUGGCACUACGCACUCUGCAACACCAUACAGAUGUGGCUUAUGUGGGGAUUGUUUCUCAAAUUUAACCACUCUUAAAGAACAUCACCGCACACAUCGGCUGAAUCAAGAAAUAAUCACCCAAAAGCCAAAAAUAGCAAUUAAAGCUAGACGUAGAAGGGCAAAAAAUACAAAUGGAAAACUAUUUCCCUGUAAACUUUGUCAUCGUGUCUUCAAUCAUUCAAGCAGUUUGUCAAGACACAUGAGAUACCACAAGGGCACUAUGCACAAAUGUAAAUUUUGUGGCAGGCAUUUCUCACAGCGCUGUGAUCUAACGAGGCAUCUAAAUAUGAAUCACACAGCUGAAAUGGAAAAGAAACCGGGAUCGAAGCACUUGCUAUUGAGGACAGAGAGACAAAAUUUAAUCAAUAAAUCGACUGCACCAAAAGUAGAACGAAAUGGGAAGAGAACAAAGAAAGCUGGCCGAUUCAACUAUAAGUGUCAAGAGUGCGGCAAGAGAUUUGGGCUUGCUUACGUUUACCGGCGUCACUUGCGCCAUCACAAAAGAUGUCGCAAUAAGUGUCCCAUAUGUCCUGCUAAAUUCAUAAGCGCUUCCUUACUUAAGGUUCAUAUUAGGAAUCACCCAAGUGGUUGGGAAAAAACAGAUGUGGAACAAUCAUCUCGUGCGACUGACACAAGUGGAAAGACUGUGAAGGGUCAUGCUGAUAAUGUAGAGGAUGAUGACUUGGUGGGCCACACCCCAAAUGAAAAAGGAAAUUCCAAUGUUGUAUAUGAAUGCACUGAGUGCAUAGAGACAUUCUCGAGCUUGGAGAUGUUUCUUCAACACCAGACCUCUCAUGGCACAGAGAAUAAGGUGUAACUGACCUGUAUGUAUUCUUAUUGCCAGGAAUGGACCCAUCAUGAGUUAAGCGUUUUCUUGCAUGUAAUUGAUUUCAUAUUUUGGCAACAUUUAGAAUAGGUCUGUCUUUUAUACAACUUUCUGUAGUGUGAUGAUUCUUUUGUUGAACAUAAGAACAUGUACAAAAGGUUCGGCAGUGCUAAUAUGCAGAGUUAAAUGUCUGAUAUUUGCUUGGUGAACAAUGUCUCGAACAGUCAAAUGUUGUGGUUUACCAGAAAAUUCCACUUGAUACCUGAAGCAAUUCACUUACUUUCUAUGGAAAAGUCAGACAACACAUUUUCUGUGUAGUUUUUAUACUUUGUUAUAUUAUGUUUUAGGAAAAAAAUGGAUGAAUAUUCAUUGUGGGUUUUUUUUGUCUCCAAUUAAAAUUAUAAAGAGAAAUUACUGGAAUUUGUCUACUUU